Molecule: messenger RNA, 7512 nt
Organism: Aspergillus wentii DTO 134E9
Lineage: Eukaryota; Fungi; Ascomycota; Eurotiomycetes; Eurotiales; Aspergillaceae
Product: reducing polyketide synthase sphB
Exons: 15
Coding region: 1-7488 (2495 amino acids)
Biological process (GO): secondary metabolite biosynthetic process; fatty acid biosynthetic process
Molecular function (GO): fatty acid synthase activity; phosphopantetheine binding; 3-oxoacyl-[acyl-carrier-protein] synthase activity
Source: RefSeq, a predicted model, not a curated record
AUGACGAUCAACGACAGUGCUAGCGGGUACAGCUCAAUCGACAGCCUUGGGGAUGUCAAUAAACAGGAUGUCCUUACCGAUGCUAGUAAUCACACACAUAGCCUGACCAAUGGGGCCAACCACACUAAUGGAGUUAGUCAUGGAGAUGGGACUAGCAAAGGCCUUACAAACGACGAAGGUAUAGUUCCCCAUGAUGCUGUUGCCGAAUCCAUUGCCAUUGUGGGUAUGGCCAUGCGCCUUCCUGGCGGCGUCAAAGACGGCUCUGGUUUCUGGGACUUAUUAAUGGAGAAGCGGGAUGGGCGUAUACGCGUUCCUGAAGACCGCUACAAUGUGGAUGCGUUUUACGACGAAAGCGGAAAGCCGGGGACCGUCCGUACGCAGUAUGGGAAUUUCCUGCAAGACAAUCUUAAACACCUUGACACAUCCUUUUUCUCAAUGACGCGGUCCGAGACUGAAAAGCUUGAUCCGCAGGCAAGGUUGCUUCUGGAGGUCAGCCGAGAAGCCUUUGAGAACGCUGGGGAGAUGCACUGGCGAGGGCAAGGCAUUGGAUGCUAUGUUGGUGUGUUCGGAGAGGACUGGCAGGAUAUUCACCUGAAGGAUAGCCAGGAUGCGGGCAUGUACCGUGUCACGGGAUAUGGCGAUUUCCUAUUAGCCAACCGUAUCUCUUAUGAAUACGACAUGAAAGGCCCCAGUGUGACUAUUAAGACCGGCUGUUCCUCGUCGCUCAUCUGCCUGCAUAUGGCGUGUAAAGCAAUUGCGAAUAGCGAGUGCAAUGGGGCCAUCGUGGCGGGUACCAACUUGAUCAUGUCACCCACGAUGACCAUCGCCAUGUCUGAGCAAGGCGUCCUCUCGCCAGACGCGGCCUGUAAAUCAUUCGAUGCGCGAGCUAAUGGCUAUGCUCGCGGAGAAGCCAUCAAUGCCUUAUACAUUAAACGACUCAGUGACGCAGUCAGAGAUGGAAACCCUAUUCAAGCAGUGAUUCGGGCUACGGCCAGCAACUGUGAUGGCCGAACGCCGGGCAUCUCGCAUCCCAGCAGUGAAAGCCACGAAGCCUUGAUGCGAGCAGCCUAUACCGCGGCCGGCCUCGAUGAUUACUCGAAAGUGGGAUUUGUUGAAUGCCACGGCACAGGCACCUCAAUCGGGGAUCCGUUGGAGGCACAGGCCGUCGCGAAUGUUUUUGGAGAACGAGGAAUAUACAUUGGUUCGUGUAAACCAAAUGUUGGCCACUCUGAGGGUGCAUCUGGCGUCACGGGAGUCAUUAAAGGAGUGCUUGCGUUGCAACACAAGACCAUUCCCCCGAAUAUCAACUUUCAAACUCCUAACCCCAAACGUAUGCCCCCCAUGGAACCUGCCGUGAUUGCGUGUGCUGAUAGGAUCGCUCGCUCAGUUCCGUUCGAUAAGCUCAAGGUGCCAUUGGAACCCAUUUCAUGGCCUGAAUACAGUGCCGAAAGAGUCUGUGUCAAUUCCUUCGGCCUGGGUGGAGCUAAUGCGACGGUAAAUGCCAUCGCCGAUCUUGCGUACACUCUUGGUGCGCGUCGAGAGCAUUUGCCCUUCCGAACAUUCAUGGUUACCGGUGACAGCACCACUGAGGCACCCCUGGGAGUGAAACGCAACGGUGAACAGACCGUGAACUUUGUGUUCACGGGCCAAGGGGCUCAGUGGGUUGGAAUGGGCAGGGAGCUACUAACUAAUUAUCCCCUUGCUCUAGAGACCAUCCGGCAACUCGACCAGACCCUACAGCGACUUCCAGAUGGCCCGUCAUGGUCCAUGGAAACGGAGCUUCUAGCCAACGACUCUGGAGCCGAGGGUGAAAAGAGGACCAUCAAUUUUGGAAAGGCGGAAUUCGCACAGCCUCUCUGUACGGCCCUGCAGAUUGCCAUUGUGAACCUUUUCCAGUCGUGGGGAAUCACUCCGCACGCUGUGGUCGGCCACUCUAGUGGAGAGAUUGCGGCUGCAUUCGCCGCACAUGCCAUCACCCAAGAGGAGGCGAUCAUUGCUGCCUUUUACCGCGGGCUGAAUACCCGGUUGCAGACCAAGCGGGGUGGAAUGGCUGCCGUUGGCCUUGGGAAGGAGGACGUGAUGCCCUUCCUGGUGGACGGGGUGGUGGUGGCCUGCGAGAACAGUCCCAGCAGUGUGACCCUGUCCGGCGAUGUGGAACCGUUGGAGACGGUCCUCGAGCACAUCAAACAAGAGCGGCCAGGCACGUUUGCUAGAGCGUUGAAGGUUGAAAUGGCGUAUCAUUCUCACCAUAUGCAGGAGAUUGGCGGGGAAUAUCAGGCGUCGAUCGACCACUUGAUCGACGCGAGGAAACCCGAGAUCAAAUUCUAUUCCAGCGUCACGGGGGAGCUGGUGGACCAGGCAGGAUUCUUGGGCCCUGCGUACUGGCGUGCCAACCUGGAAUCGCCCGUGCGGUUCUCCACGGCCGUCAGCGCUCUUCUGGAGGGCAGCGCCGGGGACCAGGUCUUUGUUGAAAUUGGUCCGCACGCCGCCCUCCUGGGCCCUCUGCGUCAGAUCUUCAAAGCGUGCAAUGCCUCGAACUCGAUGUCCUGCUCUGCAUUAGUUCGGAACGUCAGGAGCACCACGAGCAUCUUGCAAUGUGUCGGACAACUGUUUAUGCGAGGGAUCGCCAUUGACUUCCACGCCAUGGCGCCAGGCAACGUUCUCACCAAUCUGCAGCCAUACCCGUGGCACCACGAAGCCGAGUACUGGGACGAAAGCCGCAUUUCCAAGGACUGGCGUCUGCGCCAAUUCCCCCACCACGAGAUUCUCGGCAGCCGCAUCACGGACGGCUCGGGGCUGGAGCCGACCUGGCGAAAUAUGCUGCGGACGGAAGAAUGUCCCUGGGUGCGAGACCACCAGAUCUCCAGCGACAUCAUCUUCCCCGGUGCAGGGUACAUUGCCAUGGCGGGUGAGGCGAUUCGGCAGUUAACGGGGGCGGAGGACUUUACGUGUCGCGAGGUAAUCAUCGCUUCAGCCAUGGUGAUCAGCGAGUCGCAAGCCACCGAAAUCAUCACCUCGCUGAGGCCACUCCGUCUGACCGACUCCCUCGACUCGGUGUGGCACGAAUUCUACAUCUCGUCGUACAACGGCACGUCCUGGACCAAGCACUGCUCGGGGCAGGUCCGACCCGGGGCGGAUCACGAAUUGCAGGCCCCCGCAUAUCAAGCACUGCCCAGGCCCGUCUCGUCCGCGAAAUGGUAUCAGACCAUGCGAAAUGUUGGACUGAACUACGGGCCCCGAUUCCAGGGUUUGGAUGAGAUCUCCACGGGCACGAACGAGAUGGUCGCAAAUGCUUCCGUGUGCAAUGAAGUGGACGCCAACGAAGGCAUUCACGCCUUGCACCCGUCCACUAUUGACAUAUGCAUCCAGCUAUUCAGCGCAGCAGCCGCAUGUGGCCAGUCGCGCAACCUCACCCUGCUUUCUGUGCCCAGUGCUAUCGACCACCUUUAUAUCGCGCGACCCGAGGGCAAGAUAGACUUGGCCGUCAAGGCAUCUGCUACUCCCCGGGGCUUGAUUAUAGGCAAUGGACUUGCAUCGUCGGGUGGAAAGGUGGUGCUUGAGAUCACAGGGCUCAAGCUGCAUCCGCUGGAAGAUAGUGGCGUCCUGCGCGGUGCAGACCCCCAUGCAGCGUGCCACCUUCACUGGAAGCCAGAUAUUGACUUCCUUGACCCUGCUGACCUCAUUCGGCCGGCCAACGCGGGAAGCCAACGCCAGUGGUAUCUCCCCGUCGAGAGAUUGGCGCUAAUGUGCAUGAUUGAGAGCAGCCACCAGCUGAGGUCUCUCCAGACCCCAGCGGGUCACCUCACCAAGUACCAGUCCUGGUUGGAGCAUGAAGCAUCUCGUGCAGCGGAAGGAUAUAAUGUGCUAGUCGAGGGGCCACAGGCGAUUGUCGCCAUGGAUUCGGUAGCGCGGGUGGCUGAAAUAGAACGGCUCACGGAGCAAAUCGUGUCCACCCCAGCCGGGGCAGCUGCCAUUGCGGUUCGGAGGAUCUUUGACGCCAACAAGGAGAUCUUCCAGGGAACCGCUGAUCCCCUGGAACUGUUGCUGGCAGAUAAUAUCCUCGCCCAGGUGUAUGAUAUGGGAGACCGAUGGCAACACGCAGACUUUUUCCAUGCUCACUGCCAUGCCAAACCCUGGCUGCGGAUUCUGGAAAUCGGUGCUGGUACGGGUGGCACCACGGCCAAAGUGCUCGACCACUUGAGCUCUCACGGAGAGCGCAUGUAUGUCCUGUAUUCGUACACCGACAUCUCCGCGGGCUUCUUUAUUGAAGCGAAGAAUCGAUUUGCCAACCACGCCAACGUCGAAUAUUCCGUGUUGGAUAUCACCAAGGACCCCGCCGAGCAAGGAUUCGAGCUGGGCUCCUACGAUAUUAUCAUUGCGACAAAUGUCCUCCAUGCCACCCCACAGCUUGGUGAGACACUGGCCAAUGUUAAGAAGCUUCUCCAACCGGAUGGCUGUCUCUUCCUGGAUGAACUGUGCUCCACUGCCAAUUGGUUGAACUAUAUCAUGGGUACGCUCUCUGGCUGGUGGCUCGGUCAGGAUGACGGCCGUGUGUGGGAGCCAUAUGUCUCUCCCGAGAGAUGGGUGCGGGAGAUGGAAGCGGUGGGAUUUGGGGAGGCAACGGUCGUGUAUGACGAUGUGGCUCCAUACCAGGCCAACGCUCUCAUUGUUGCAUCUCCCAAGCCUGUCGGGGAGAGUAAAUCCUCGAGAACGAUCUCCCUACUCUGCAACAAUACCCAUCAACCUCUCUUCGUCGAUGAGGUGGAGGAUCAGCUGCGAGAGGUGGGUUACGCCGUCGAACGGUCGACAUUGGAUGAGCCACCGAAGCCGGGACAGGACAUUGUGUGUCUGCUCGACAUGCCAGAACCAUUCCUAGAGAACAUAUCCGAGAAAGAGUUCCAGGACCUGGUCCGGUUUCUCCAUGCGGUUGACACUGACUCUGGUAUCCUGUGGCUCACCCGAGCGGGACAGAUGAACUGCAAGGACCCCAGAUGGGCCCAGUCGCUGGGUCUUGCCCGCACCGUUCGGAACGAGCUCGCGGUCGAUAUGGCCACCCUGGAGCUGGACAGCCUUGGGCGCGAAGCCAGCGCGGCAGUCGCCCAGGUGUUGCAUAAAUUCCAGCGCCGUGGAAAUUCCGAGGACUACGAUCCUGACUAUGAAUGGGUCCUCGACAACGGCAAGAUUCACAUUGGCCGGUUCCAUUGGUUCUCCGUGAGCGACACGCUGUCUCGCACCAGGCCGAGUUGCGCGCUACCAAAGAGACUGGAGAUCGGCAAGCGAGGCUUUCUGGGGACCCUCGGAUGGGUCCAGCAACCCACGCGUGUCCUGAUUGAGGGUCAAGUGGAGAUUGAGGUUCGUGCAGUGGGCAUGAACUUCAAGGAUGUUCUGAUUGCUCAGGGCAUUGUUGACGGCCACCCCAGUGAGGGCAACGGCCUGGGCUGCGAGUGUGCCGGCAUCGUCCGCCAGAUCGGGCCCGGCGUGGAGAACGUCUCCGUGGGAGACAGAGUGAUGGUCUUUGCCGGGGGGUCUUACGCGACAUCACUCGUCACCCGCGCAUCACUGUGUGCCAGAAUCCCAGCAGACCUGUCGUUCGAGGAGGCGGCGACCAUGCCCUGUGUCUAUAGCACUGUGGUUCACAGUGUCAUCCACCUGGGCAGACUGCGAAGGGGACAGAGUGUGCUGAUCCAAUCCGCUUGUGGUGGUAUUGGACUUGCUGCAAUUCAGAUCUGCCAGAUGAUCGGCGCGACGAUUUUCGCAACGGUGGGAACGGAAGCCAAGGCCCAACAUCUGGUGGACACGUAUGGCAUCCCUCGCAGCCAUAUAUUCAACUCGCGCAACGCCACCUUUCUUCCCGAUGUUCUCCAUGCCACGAGCGGACGCGGCGUUGAUCUGGUCCUCAACUCGCUUUCCGGAGACCUACUACACGCAUCGUGGAAGUGCGUCGCAGCGUACGGAUCAAUGGUCGAGAUCGGAAAACGGGACUUCAUCGGUCAUGCCAGGCUGAAUAUGGACAUGUUCGAAGCCAACCGGGCCUUCUUCGGGGUGGACUUUGCUCAGAUCUGUGCCGAGAGACCUGAUAUCACUCAAGCCAUCUUGGAAGAAUGCGUUGGAUACUACACCCAGGGAUCGAUACGCCCUAUCAGCCCGGUGACGUACUUCCCUGCCGACAGGAUCCAAGAGGCGUUCCGAUUCAUGCAGAAGGGGUCUCACAUCGGCAAGAUUGUCGUGACCAUGCCAGAUGACCCAGAGAUUCUACCCACGACGGGGAAGCAGAACAAACUAGCCUUGCGAUCAGAUGCUUCUUACCUGCUUGUCGGCGGCCUGGGUGGCCUAGGUCGUGCUAUCUCUACUUGGCUCGUUGAGAAUGGGGCCGAGCAUCUAGUCUAUCUCUCCCGUUCAGCAGGCCAGUCCACCCAGGACCAGCUGUUCUUUUUAGAGCUGCAAGCUCAGGGCUGCUCUGUCCAGGCAUUCCCAGGCAGUGUCUCCGUCCUCGGCGAUGUCGAGCGAGCGAUUCAGGGUGCCCGGCUGCCCGUCGCAGGGAUCCUGCAAAUGUCUAUGGUGCUAAGGGAUGGAAAACUCGGCCAGAUGGGUAUCAACGACUGGGAAGCGGCCACCAAACCCAAGGUGGACGGAACCUGGAAUCUUCACAACGCGACCCAGUCGAUGCCAUUGGACUUUAUGGUGAUGUUCAGCUCAUUCUCCGGUCUGGUUGGACAACGCGGACAGUCCAAUUACGCUUCCGCCAACACGUUCCUGGACGCCUUCGUUCAGUAUCGCCAUGCCCACGGUUUGCCGGCAUCGGUCCUCGAUAUUGGCCCCGUCGAAGAUAUUGGCUAUGUCAGUACGAACAAAAUGGUUCUCGAUCAAUUCAAGGCCACGAAUCUGCACGUGCUGCAAGAGAGAGACCUCCUUGACUCUCUGCAUGUGGCCAUCUUAUCCUCCUCGCCCAUACCAUCCAUACCGUUUGUCGAUGGUUUCGUCAAUGAGAGCCAAAUCGGCCUUGGUCUCCGGAUGACGGUGCCAUCCCAAGCCCCGAACAACCGAUGCAUCUGGAAACGCGACCGGCGCAUGGCAAUCUACCGCAACAUCGAGCAAGUGGGAGAAUCCACUGGCUCCAGUGCGACGGGGGUGGGACUGCGGCAAUUCCUCGCCGAAGCCGAGGCCAAUCCUUCCAUGCUCAAAGAAGCCAGCAGUGUCGACUUUCUCGCGACGGAGUUGGGGAAGACCCUGCAUGGAUUCCUGCUGCUCGCAGAGGAGGAAGUCGACAUCUCCCGGUCCAUCUCCAGUAUGGGCGUGGAUUCGCUCGUGGCGAUCGAGCUGCGCAACUGGUGCCGACACAAGAUGGGGCUGGAGAUUACUGUCUUGGAGAUUCUUGACCUGCCCACUUUGAAGGCCUUUGGUGAGGCUGCUGCGCAACGUCUAUUCUCGAAGUUCGGGGGCGGCGAAGAACAUGUGCGCGAAUCGUUCUUGAACAUGAAGGCCCCAUAAGACUCUUGGAUACACGCUGGCGGC